Molecule: messenger RNA, 256 nt
Organism: Aplysia californica (California sea hare)
Lineage: Eukaryota; Metazoa; Mollusca; Gastropoda; Aplysiida; Aplysiidae
Product: cystathionine gamma-lyase
Biological process (GO): transsulfuration
Cellular component (GO): cytoplasm
Molecular function (GO): cystathionine gamma-lyase activity; pyridoxal phosphate binding
Source: RefSeq, a predicted model, not a curated record
ACCAGUAUGGAAGAAGACUCAAAGCCUGCUAAGAAACAUUGUGAAGAGACCUUGGGCCUGGCUACGCUAGCCAUUCGCAGCGGUCAAGACGCGGACAAUUGGAAGUCCAGAGCGUUAGUGACCCCUAUCGUGACCUCCAAUAGCUACAAGCACGACGUCUACGCCGAAGGAGAGGAAUUCCACUACAGUCGAUCGUCCAACCCCACUAGGAAAGCAUUAGAACAGAACUUAGCUUCGCUGGAAGACGGGAAAUUUG